GGGUUUGCUAAGUGGAAAACAAUCACGAAAUUAAACCAGGGGAACAAAAGUGAAUGCCUGAGCUGGCUGGACAGCAGUUGAAUGGUGCUGGGACUUGUUAGCCGGGGUCUGCCGCAGUGUGUGUGUGCCCGUGGGGGUCGGCCGGACACUAAGGCCAUCAACACCUGACUGGCCUUGGCUGAAGGGAAAGGAAAUGCAACCAACUUGCUGAGUGACCUCUCACACGGCUACUUCCAAAGAGAACACUGGCUGAGCGCUCCGUCCCAGCUGGAGGCCGGGCCUUGGUCGACAGGAGGCCAUUCGGGGAGGGGGCCUGGGGGCUCGGCUGGGCUGAGGCAGGGGAGAACACGCCAGAGCUUUGGAGCUGUGGAGCUGGGGAUCAGUGUGGAGCAAGACGCAGUCUACAGGGGACGCCUGGGUGGGAGCCAUGCAUAACAAACCGCUUCCCGACGCCCAGCUCCCGGCAAAUUGGCUUUCCGAGUGGCAGCCCCUCAACACUUGUAAAAUCUUUUUUCUCGAGAUGGAUUUCGGUGAAAUGGUUAGAGCUCUUCCAGUGCUCGCUCGGUGGAGGUGCGUUAAUUGGCUGAUGGCUACUCAGAAGGCGGCGAGCCAGAAGGCACCCAGGCUUCAUGGAGGGUUCCACAGUGGUGCGGCGUGGGGCUGCCUCUGUUUCCUCCACCGGCCCAGGAAUUUCAGAAGGCCUGGAUGGAAUCAGACCCCUGUAAUGCUGCUACGUCACCUGCGUGGGGGAUGAGGUACUUGGGAUAUCACCCCCGUGUGCUGCUCUUAGGACCUCUCACCUGCUGUGGCUGAUGCCCAAUGGAUUGUGUUUAUGGACAAUAAAACAGGUCUAGGUUUAGGUGAAAGAUGGGGAUUUGGGGGUGUUUCUCCUAGUGCCCAAAGUACAUGAGAAACACAUGGACGGAAGUGACUAAGGCUGUUUAGUUUCCCUUGAACUUGCUGCCUGCCCUGCCAGGCUAGGGGUGGUGGUGGUGGUCCCUCAUGUGCCCCCCCCCCCAUAAGAACCAUCUCUUUAUCCAUUGGAGGAAGUGUGGUUGCUGGAUUUCAUGGAAGGGGAGCCUUCAUGGAGAAAAAUCAGCAUUUUGGAUACAAGUUCUGGACUUGGAAAAGAAAAAGAAAAUCCAGCCUAAAGCGCAGUCAUCUUUUAAUUUAUCAGAGUGCCCCGGCUUUUCCGAUCCUAGCCCUGUGACUGAGCGUGAGUUGGGAGGCAGAGGAAAUUAAUCGGCCAGGCAAAGACUUUUAACAAGUAAAUAUUAUGCUCAGAAAGAAAUGCAAUUAAUGGAGGUUAGUUAAUGCCUUUCAAGUCGCUGGAGCUGUAGUUAAGGGUGGAAUUUCGGCCUUAUCCCUGGAUUGUCUGUCAAAAUCUUUAAAGUGACAAUGUGACAUGUCUCAACCACCACCCCUCUCUUGCCAGGAACAAAAAAAGGGUCUUUGCAGGCACCCCCCCUUUUCCAUUCAUCUGCUCCUGAGAUCUUUCCAUGUGACGGGGGUACCUUUGUCUGCCUGCAUCUCUGAAGUGGAGCACCUGGGGGACGGGGCUCCCCAGCUGCUGCCAGCCAGGAGUGGGUUCCCAGUUAUGCCGUGUACCCACAGAUCAAAGGUGCUGGCCCCUCAGAUGAGACGCUGGCCUGCUGGUGGGGUCUCCCUUCUGCUCCUCACCCUCUAAGGGCAGAUGCAUCUUUGGCCAACCCUGUAGCUGUGGUUCCUGUGUGUGACCGUGCCACCCCCUGUCACUGCCGGCCAGCCUCCUCUCCAGACUGCGACUAGAAUUGUUUGCGUCUGAAGAGUCUGUUCGCAGGUCUGGCGGGGGGCCGGGCGGCGGUGGCGGCGGCAGGAGAUGCCCGGGCGGCCCGCCGGGGUCCAUGUGGCGCUCUAGGUGGGAUGCCGGCGUCCUGAAGGCCGAGGCCCUGGCCCUGCUCCCCUGCGGCCUGGGCAUGGCCUUCUCCCAGUCCCACGUGAUGGCUGCGCGGCGGCACCAGCACAGCAGGCUGCUCAUCGAGGUGGACGAGUACAGCUCCAACCCCACGCAGGCCUUCACCUUCUACAACAUCAACCAGGGCCGCUUCCAGCCGCCGCACGUGCAGAUGGUGGACCCGGUGCCGCACGAUGCCCCCAAGCCACCCGGCUACACGCGCUUCGUGUGUGUGUCUGACACACAUUCGAGGACGGACCCCAUCCAGAUGCCCUACGGUGACGUGCUGAUCCAUGCCGGGGACUUCACGGAGCUGGGGCUCCCAAGCGAGGUGAAGAAAUUCAACGAGUGGCUGGGCAGCCUGCCCUAUGAGUACAAGAUUGUGAUCGCUGGCAACCACGAGCUGACCUUCGACCAGGAGUUCAUGGCCGACCUCAUCAAGCAGGACUUCUACUACUUCCCGUCUGUGUCGAAGCUGAAGCCCGAGAACUAUGAGAACGUGCAGUCGUUGCUGACCAACUGCAUCUACUUGCAGGACUCGGAGGUCACCGUGCGGGGCUUCCGGAUCUACGGCUCCCCAUGGCAGCCCUGGUUUUAUGGCUGGGGCUUCAACCUGCCGCGAGGCCAGGCCCUGCUGGAGAAAUGGAACCUCAUCCCUGAGGGUGUGGAUGUCCUGAUCACCCACGGACCGCCACUGGGCUUCCUGGACUGGGUCCCCAAGAAGAUGCAGCGGGUGGGCUGCGUGGAGCUGCUCAACACGGUGCAGAGGCGCGUCCAGCCGCGGCUGCAUGUCUUUGGCCACAUCCAUGAAGGCUACGGUGUCAUGGCAGACGGGACGACCACCUACGUGAAUGCAUCCGUGUGCACUGUGAACUACCAGCCCGUGAACCCGCCCAUAGUCAUCGACUUGCCCACGCCCCGGAACUCCUGACUGUCCCCCGCGGCCCCGGCCCUGCCCGCCUGCAUCAGCUGCAUCGCCUGGCCGAGAGCACGGACCCCCGCCACACUCCCUCCCACACAGAACAACCUAGACACCCUGCCCGGCCCUGGAGACCAGCUCUGCGAUGGGUCAAGGCCUUGGAAUGAAGGAAAUCAAUCCCCCUUGACUUUCAGCCUCCAUCCCUUGCCAGUGGGACCUUGCGUGGCCCCAGCAGGGCGUGCACUCAUUAUUAUUGUUGCCUGUACCUCCAUGAGGACCUCACUCAAGGGCUCAUGGCCCGUCUCGCUUGGGAAUCGCCUGAAUGGUCACCCUGCUCAGCGGGACCCCCUCCUGUUUCAGGAAGCUGCCGCUCUUGGAUGAGCUCUGGAGAUCGUUGCACACAAUGUUCCUCUGCCCCGGGGUGUGUGGCUGUGGCUCGAGGGUCGAGGAUGGCUGGAGUUCUGUGGCCUGGGCCGGGCAGCCCUUCCUCUCCUGCCGGGCCUGGAGGAGGUUGACGCGGUUGUGGCCGAGCCCUCUGAGGGAGUGCUGGGGACAUCUCAGGAAUUCGGGCCGCACCUGGUAGGCCCCACAGAGGUUGGCCUCGCUGUUCCCCUUUAUCUUCCUGUGGGCAUACUUGCGGGUGUGACAGUGGCCUGAGCAUCCCAGGCGUUUGCUCAGAGUCUGGGUUGGGGGAGAGGUUGGUUCCACAGGAAGAGCUGUCCUAGUGCGCGGAGCCCGUUGGAGGGUUCCACGUCAUGGUAGGACAGCGCUUGGUCCCACCGGGGCUGUGCUGCUCUGCAAAACACAGCAACCGGGGGCUUGCAGGCCGGGGCUGCGGCACCGCGUGUCCCUCCUCUGCACCCAUGUUCGCGUGCACACCCCCUCCAAAUGCCUCCUCCUGCGUCUCCCACUCCUGUUCCGCAGCAGGGUUCUCUUCCUUGUGUAACCCCCUUGCAGCAGCCGUGGCAGGUGGGCCCUGAGCUCCUGCAGCUGCACCCUGGCUGGCUUCCUUUCCAGGGGCUGGGCUGGGGCCGGAAGGAACCAGCAGGGCCAGGUGAGGGGCAGGCUGGGGCAGGGGCAGAGCCUAUCUUUAUUUAAAAUGUUGAUAUUUUGCUUGUCGUGAAUUAUUUUUCCAUUCAUUUUGAUUUUAACAUUAUGUUACAAUGGCCUUCUAUCUGUUCUGAUUACUGAUGUUUUUGCGCCCCCUUUACCUGGCUAGGGAGGAGGGCUUUGUUCCCUGCCCUAGGAAGCAGCCUUCCACAUGUCCUUUAUCAUCAACUUUCAUCCUCAGACAGUCCUGCAAGGUUGGAACUGUUGUCCCCAUUUUAGAGAUGAGGCAGUGGAGGCCAGAGAGGCAUGGUAACUUAACAGAAGGCACGCAGCACAAAAGGGGCGGGUGCAGGAUUUGAACCUUGGACUCUGGCUUCUGAAGAGCCCUUGUUUUGCCACUACCUAGGGUUCUCUCCCCCGUGAAGCAGGACAUGGAUCCAGGGCUCUUUUUAUUUUAAUUUUGGAGGGUCCUGUUCAAAAGAAGCUCUGGUUCCUUGAACUCCAGGAAAUCCUGAACUCUGAGCCCAGCAUCCUAGCAUCCUGGAGACUGGGAUUUCCUCCCGGCUUGAGAGAGAGCUGGGUCAUGCAUUCCUGGGAGCCUGGCAGAAGCACUGCCUUGGGCAGGGUCCCCUGUGGCUGAAAUCACUUGGGUUAGCUGGGGACAUUUACAAGGUCUCUAAGGCGAUUAGGAUGUACUCUGAGGAAUGGGUAGAGAAAACACAGGACUCUGUUAGUGUUGACUCUGCUCAAUUUCUAUGCGGACCAAGAACUAGAAACUUUAAAGAAUAAAAUGUUUUUCCUAAGGUAUCUUCAGAAUAUGGUGUAUUUUUAUGUGGAAAAGAAAAGUUAUGAAGGCAGCUGUUACUUUAAGAGAAAAUUCAUUAAAAGUCCUUGAGGUAUGAAA
This is a messenger RNA of Chinchilla lanigera (long-tailed chinchilla), 4806 nucleotides long. It is a transcript of the gene Mpped1, whose product is annotated as metallophosphoesterase domain containing 1. The coding region runs from base 1884 to 2864 and encodes 326 amino acids. The transcript is spliced from 7 exons. The record is from RefSeq and is a predicted model, not a curated record. Gene Ontology annotation, molecular function: hydrolase activity. Lineage: Eukaryota; Metazoa; Chordata; Mammalia; Rodentia; Chinchillidae.